Messenger RNA from Trypanosoma cruzi, 861 nucleotides. Its product is annotated as flagellar radial spoke component, putative. NCBI's taxonomy places the organism in Eukaryota, Euglenozoa, Kinetoplastea, Trypanosomatida, Trypanosomatidae. The transcript has a single exon. The record is from RefSeq and is a predicted model, not a curated record. Gene Ontology annotation, biological process: axoneme assembly; cilium movement involved in cell motility; cilium assembly. Gene Ontology annotation, cellular component: axoneme; radial spoke. The annotation marks the transcript as partial.
AUGUCUGUUCGACCUCUUGUAGAAGAUGUUGAGGAGAUGUUUGGGAGAACAAAAGCGUACCUUAUGAGCGCCAACAAGGAUGGCGUCAGCGUCUAUGAUCAACUCACCCGAUUGAUGGAGCAGUUACUGGAUGAGAACCCACAUGACAUUGCCGCUGACCCAUCGAGAUUUAACGAAAUUUUUACCCUUUUGCAGCAAAGCAGCUUUGUGAAUGGACAAAGUACCCCUGCGUGUAACGAGCCUUGUUCUGUCCCACCGUCUGAACUUGCGCGCCUUGCGGAUAAUGAACGCCUUUUUGAUCGUCCGCCUCCUGAAACAUUGACAACAAUAGAACAGCCAGAUCCAUAUACGACAGUUACGACAACACGGAUAAAGCCACACACCGCUCCCCCAUAUGACUCUGUUGCUCAGCACAAUCUUUACUGGGCCUGGGCAGGAUGCGGUGUGACGGAAGAAGAAGCAUUUUUACUGGAUCGAUCCAUCACGAUGCUGGCAAUGGAAAAGAAGCUGAGAGAUGUUCGCUUCUUUGGAAAAAUUUUUGGCACAAAAGCUGACUACUACGUGGUUUCCAGUCAACGCUAUGUUCAAGAUGGAGAAAAAGUAUACAAAGAAGUCAACACCAUGCCUCGUCCUGCGCGACGCAAGUUGGAAGUACCUGUACAACCUGAGCCGGGCUUUGUUGGGGUAAAUCGACUCUCAUUUUGGGUAACAUCUCAUCCUGCUGCCGAAUGGAAGUUGCUUCCAGAUGUGACACCACAGCAAAUCUUGGCAGGGAGGCGGAUCAAGAGGCUGUUUACCGGUGAUUUAAAUGCGGCUGUUAUCGCCAGCCCCCCGUUCGAAUGGAAUGAAGCUGUUUACCUU